AGUGGGAUUCCUCACACCCCAUCCUUGAUCCCAGACACACCCUCUUUCAUGAAGCCAUGUCUGGAUCUCUUGGACAGCAUUAAGAAGGGACAGGGAUCCGCUCACCGGCGCCUAUCCAUAACCAAUUCACCGAACAUCUCCCCCUCCACACCCCUCCGUCAGCGGCUACUCCAUUGCUUCACCGAGGAGGCCAACUCCUGCACGACGGAAUCUCCUAGUACCAGCGUCAAGCUCCACAAGUCAGGACCGGUGCGACGGCCCAACUCCAGGAGGGAGCUAACAGAGGAGGACGUUGAGAUGGAGAUCGAUACCCCCUCUGCGGAGAUGGAAGUGAAAAGUAGGGGUAGGGGGCGUAGAAGCACAGCCUCUAAUAGUGGUGUGAAGCUUACAGAGGGAGGCGAGGUGAAAGUUGGAACUACUGCAGAAGUAGCAACAAGUAACAAGGGAAGAGGGCGUGGGAGUGGAGCCACUUCUAGUGGUACCAAACUGGAAGCAGGUAAAGAUGGUUCCCCUCCUGGGGAAGCGGCAGGUAGCAGGAGGAGCAGAGGACGUAGGAGUAUGGCUACUCCAAGAGUUACAACGCUUACAGAGGAAGGAGAGGGGAGAAUCGGUAAGCCUGUUGGGGAAGUUGCAGCAACUGCAAGCAGCAGGGGAAGAGGGCGUAGCACCGGAGCUACCCCAAGGGGUAGAACGUCAGAUGUCGGUGGUGCAAGUAGUCACCAAGGAGGACCAGACAAGGCAACAUUGAUGGAGAACAACUCCUCGAGUGCAGGGGAUGGUGAGGAGCAGGACUCUAGGAAGAAAGGGAAAGGAAGGAGAGAUAUUUCUUUGAAACGAAAGCUGUCUCUUGAUGAUGAGGGCGGCUCUUCACAAGACAGGACAUCGGCAGGCUCGAAGGUGGACUGCAAAAAUGUGAACGAUGGAUCGGUGGGGGUGAAGAGAAAGAGAUGCAGCAGGAGCAAAGCUAGCAAAGAAAGAAUCCCUACAGUUGCAGAUAGGAGUGAUACAUCAGUGAUAAAUGAUGUUUGCAUCGUUUCCACCGGCAUUCGUGGCACUGAUGAUGGCUCAAGGUCUUCUUUGCAAGAGAAAGAGUCAACAAGAUUGCAGGAGGUCUGCCAAAGCUCUAAGAAUGGAUCAGCAUCGAAGAGGAAGAGACUAAUUUCUAGCAAGGACAGUGAUCAACUUCCAUCUGCAGAGAAGUGUGGUGAUUCUGAAACAGGCAACGUAGCAAUCGCUUCAACGAGUACCUGUGGUACUGGUGGCACUCGAUCGUCAACCAGACGACGCUCGUGCUUACCUGCCCUUCCAGUGCAGCCUUCCACCGAAGAUGGACAGAUGGAUCAAACAAGAAGGAGAAGCAACAGGAGGAAAAGCAUAGCAUCGGUUGUCAACCAGCCUUCUCUUGCUGAUCACCUGAACCCUUUGGGAGUACAGUCUGCAGGUAUGAACAGUAUCAUUGGUAAGAGGUCAUCAGCGGGCAGGACCAAAGGUGUCGCCAAAGGGCUAGCUCCUUCCGAUGUAGCCUUCAAGAAAGAGGAGGAGGGCCAUCAUCCAAAGAAAAAACAAAAAUCAUGCUCUCGUGGAAGUUUGCAGAAGUCUCUAUCUCCUGGCGGAUCGCAGAGGUCUCUUUCUUCUGGAGGAUCGCAGAAGUCUACCUUUGAUGGAGUGAAGGAGGAACCUACCAAGUUAGAAGAGAAGGAGAAUCAGGCCUUGGGUCAAAGAAUAGGAAGCAUGAAUGUAGAUGAUGUUAAAAAGAGGAAGCUGUUAUCCCCUCUCCCGACGGAUUUGACUUGUUCCUCCAUCCUCUCAUCGAUUGAAGUUCAGAACAGACCCAGUAUCGAAGAAUUUAAACUAGAAGGAUCCAUAAGACAGAGAGCAAAAAGAUCCACGUUGAAGAAGGAUUCUGUAGAAGCCCAGCUGUGUACAAGCAGUGAAGACAGUGUGGUAUCCUCAGAGGACUUGGAUGACACAAGGAAAGAAACCAAAGGCAAGCUUCGUAAAAUCCUGCUUAAACUUCUCUUUUCUUUUCCUUCCAUUUUGCCAACAACAAAAUCCUUUGACUGUAAAUCAACAGCCAGUAAAGAAAAGAAAAAGAAAAGGAAGAAAGUGACUUUGUCCGACAGUAUAACAACAAGCAGAAAGAAGAAAUCAACAAUUGUAAUGACAAGCUUGCAUAGGAGUGACCAAGAGAUUGUCCUAUCGGUUGUGAAGGACCUGGGAAGCUUUGAGGUGACUGAUAGCGUGUGUGAUACCACUACCCAUGUUGUGGUUGGCGAGAACAGGAGGACUCUCAAUGUUCUCUCCGGCAUCGCAAGGGGGUCCUGGAUUCUCUCUAUGGACUGGGUUUAUCGUUCCAUAGAGGCCGGCUCAUGGCUACCUGAGGAACCUUAUGAGAUGAAUGUCUACUUUCCUGGUGCAAUGAUAUCAAGGCUAGCACACGGGGCAAAUGCUGACACAGAGACAUCUCCAGUGGAUAUUUUCUCCUCGUGCGCCGCCCUCUAUAUUCCGCCGGAGAGCAAUCCUCCGAGGGAGAGAUUGUUGGAGCUUGUAGAGUUGUGUGGUGGUCACAUCUCCAGGAAGGUUUCAGAUGCUAAGCUGUGUGUUGGAGGCAGUGGUAGGGGAAAGAAGGGAUCAACACCAGUCGUAGCUGAGAGAUGGAUUCUGGACUGCAUUACAAGAUUCAAACUUUUGCCAUGGGAUUCAUACAAAGUAAAUAAAUCUUGAGAUGAGAACUCGACAAUCAGCUUAUUUCUUCAGGAGACACAAAAAGUAACAGAGUUGUCUGCUGGUAAUCAAAAUUCAGCAGCGGCCCCGAUCAGAAUAUAACAAAUC
Molecule: messenger RNA, 2832 nt
Organism: Strongylocentrotus purpuratus (purple sea urchin)
Lineage: Eukaryota; Metazoa; Echinodermata; Echinoidea; Camarodonta; Strongylocentrotidae
Exons: 10
Coding region: 49-2724 (891 amino acids)
Biological process (GO): mitotic cell cycle
Source: RefSeq, a predicted model, not a curated record